UUAUCAGGUGUACUGGUUAGUUGGUUUUGUUGGGGUUGUCAUUAUGUAUAAAUAAAUUUUCCCUGUAUUGUUACUUUUUCAUAAAGCUCCAUUAAUAUAUUAUUUGAGACAUCGAAAAUAUACUUAAAAAUUAUUUUUUAUACCCUUGCAAAAAGGGUAAAUGUUGUACUGGCCAACAACCACGUCAGUUGGUGAGGUGAAACUGAAAAAUAUUUUGCACUUACCAGGGUUGGAGACGAAGUCGAGCAGUCGAUAGGCGAUGCACUGUGACUUUCGACAAAUAUUCUACGACGGUUCGCCAAGACGGCGAGAUGGUACUAACAGCAGAGAGACAAGGAAAGCUCUUUGUGUUUAAGGAGACAGGCAAUCGAUGCUUUGGAGCGAGACAGAUAAGUGCAGAUGAUUGGCAAUAUACGUAUGGUCAUUUCAAGUAUUCAAGUCUAAUGAAUAUUGUUAAACGCAGGAUGGUGAAUGGCAUGGAAAAUGUGGAUUUCUCUGAGAAGAUGCCAUGUGUGACUUGUAUGAGAAGCAAGAUUCAUACUCAACCUUUCCCUGAACAUAGAGCUGAGCAUCUUGUGGAAUUGGUACAUACCGAUGUAUGUGGGCCUUUUCAGAAACGGACUGGAAGGAAACCCAAUGUGAAGGGUUUGCGCAUUUUUCGAUCAAUAGCAGUCGCAUUAGAUAAGAGACGACGAAGCAAGUUUCAGGCCAAGGGCAUAGAAAAUCGGCUCGUCGGAUAUUCACUGGCAUCAAAACCAUGUAUGACAAAGAAAAGCGAAAGGUACUGCACAAAGAAGGAAGGAAGAAUCAAGUAAAGAUGAUGUGAAAAGUGAGGAAUUCGUUAGCGCUGACGCUUUAAAGCAGAGCGAUGAUGAAGCUGGCCAAGUGGAAGAACAAGAACCGGAACAAGAGAUACGGCAGGAAGGACAGAUCGGUCCUGGAAGGCCACGAUUGAUACGUACCGGCAAGCCAUCACGUCCUAAGAAAAUGUAUAAUCGUGUAAACAAGUUACAUGUGAAACUUGAAAUGCCAAGUUGAAUGCAGCGCUAUGUGAUCUUGGAUUCACUUCUUGCAAGAACGAGCCGUGCCUUUAUAAGCAAGAUAUAAAAGGUAGACUUUGUUUGGUACUAAUAUAUGUAGAUGAUCUACUUAUAGCUUGCCAAAAGAUGGAUGACAUGAUCGCAAUCAAGGCAAAGAUUGCGAUGAAAUUCGAAUGCGUCGAUAAGGGUCCGUUACGAGAGUUUUUGGGCAUGCAAGUAGACCGAAAUUAUGAUACAGGCAGUAUCGUGAUGAAUCAGGCUCAGUACAUAAAAGGCAUGCUUCAAAGACAUAGUAUGGAAGUGUGUCGAGCAGUUGCUACUCCAUUGGAUGCUAGUUACCAAGUGGCGUGCAGUGACGAGAAAUGUGUCAUACAGGAUGUGACAAUGUAUCAGUCAGCAAUCGGAGAGUUGAUGUGGCUUGCAUUAACAUCAAGACCUGAUAUCUACCGUUCAGUUAUCAAAUUAGCGCAAAGGAAUAAGGAACCUCACAGUGAACAUGUUGCAGCAGUUAAGCAUGUUAUGAGGUAUUUGGCGGCAACGAAGGAUCUUAAGUUGCACUACCGAUCGUGUGGAGAUGCUCUUACGGGAUACGCUGACGCAGAUUGGGGCGGUGAUGUGAGCAACCGCAAAUCGUACACAGGGUACGUGUUUUUCUUGGCAGGUGGCCCUAUUUCCUGAAAGUCAGAAAAACAAUGCAGUGUGGCGUUGAGCAGCACAGAGGCCGAAUACAUGGCUAUGUCUUCAGCGGCGAAAGAGGCUUUGCAUUUGAGGCGAUUGUUGAUCGAGAUUGGAUGAGGAGACGCUGGGACAUCUACGAAAUUGUUUGGAGAAAAUUUGAGUGCUCAAUCUCUGGCAAAGAAACCUGUGUUUCAUGCUCGAUCGAAACACAUUGACAUCAGACAUCAUUUCGUUCGUGAAGUCGUUACAAGUGGCGAGAUUGAUCUGGACUAUAUAUCUACUAAUGACAUGGUAACUAAUUUAUAUGUAUUAGCUAAAAAUUUGUCUAAGCAAAAGCAUAAUCAUUGUGUCAACUUUUUGAAUUUAUACUAAGAAAAACAUUGUAGUUGGCACACAGAAUCAUAUUGAGAAAGGGUGUUGAAAAUAUAAUAU
This is a messenger RNA of Drosophila willistoni, 2150 nucleotides long. Its product is annotated as secreted RxLR effector protein 161-like. Lineage: Eukaryota; Metazoa; Arthropoda; Insecta; Diptera; Drosophilidae. The transcript is spliced from 2 exons. The record is from RefSeq and is a predicted model, not a curated record. Bases 1167 to 1718 code for a protein of 183 amino acids.